AUGGAUUCACAGAAUUAUGAAAGUUUAACUGAUCCACAUUUAAAUGCAUAUUUUAAUAAUAAACGUAUUCGUCGACAUUUAAUAAAAGCUGGCUUAAUCAAUCGUCGUGGUCAUAUUCUAUCGUCUCCAUCUUAUGAAGUUGUACUUGCUCGACGAACGAAACGUAGAGAAGAAAAAGCAAAAUUAUCACAUAUGAUUGUUAAUUAUGUCGUAGAAGACGAACAAAAACGUCAAGCAUUUCUUCGUAAUCAAUUUGAUUUUGCUAUAAAACGUGCUCGAGUACAAAAAAUUCGAGAAUCAAGACAUCCACAAAAACGAUCUAUGCUAAAUGGUUUAGUUCAUGUUACUAAACGUUCCGGAAGUAGGAAUGCUCGUACACCAUCCCCAACUUAUCGCAAACGUUCGUCAGUACGAGCUAAAUCAGCUGGUCAUCCACCAAUAAAUGCAAAAAAUCAAUUAGUUCGUCGUCCAACUACGGCCAAGUAUACAUCAAAUAAUGACUAUUGUGAGGUAACAAUGAUUUAUUACGGACCACAAGCAAUUAUUGAUCAUAAAAACAAUUGGUUUCACCCAAAUGGUGAUGAAAUCAUGGUAAUGCAACAACAUUGUGGUGGUGAAAAUCUUAUUGUUUUUAAAGGGUUUGUUAAACCAAAUGAAAUAUUCAAUUUUGAAUCUCGUCGUCAUCCAGAAUAUCCAUUUGCUGUAGCUCUAUACAUCAAUGGUCUUAUUGAUAGUCGAAUAUCUGUCUGUUGUGAAUAUAAACAUAAAUAUAAUGUUCGAUUAGGUAGUAAAUAUGGUUUAUUUGGUAUAUAUAAUGUUCAAAAAUCACAACCGUGUCGAAGUUGUCGAUUUGAAAAACGCAUAAAAGAAAUAUUACCAACAUCAUCAAAUAUUAUUAAUCCAUCUUCUUAUCGAAAAUCAGUUGUACCAAGUGUUCUAUCAACAAAUGAAUUUUAUUCUGCAGCUUUACUUCGAACACCAAGUCCAUCUUCAGAAAAAGAAGAAGAACCAUUAGAAAAAGGAUUGAAUCGUGUUUCUACUGUUGCUCAAGUUUACAAUGAUGAAUGGCUCGAAAAAGAUAUAGAUCGUCGUUCAUCGUUGAGUUCAUCUACAAAUGAAAUUGUUGAUCGUCCGUUGAGUUCUAAUGAUUAUCCAGAAAAACAACGCCACUCCUCUACAUCAUCUUCAUCAUCAUCAUCGAGUAUAAGUGAAAUUAGUCAUCAUUCUGUUAAAGAUGAAUCUGAGUCUCAUCACUCUUCAAUAUCUUCCACCGAUCAACAACAACAACCAGUUGAUACAUAUGAUCAAAAUUUGCUCGAGGCGGAUACUACCUCAAGUAAUGAUGAUAUCAAAUCAAAUUCUUCAUCUAAACAAAAGAGGCAUACUGAAGAAGAACAAUCAUCAGCAACUCAAUCUGACAAAAAUCCUGUACGACAAUACCAUUCAAUGGAGAAUAUAAUUGUUGUUUGGCUUGACGCAACAGUAGAUAAUACUGAUGACGCUACAAUUAAGUCGCAAGUUCAAUUGCGUCAAAUAGCACGUACUAUACGAACAUUUAGUGAUCCAGAAAAAUGUAUUCAAUGGGUUAAAGAAGUAAAAAAUGAAAAAAUUUUUCUAAUUGUUUCUGGUCGUCUCAGUGAAAAUAUUCUUGAGAAAGUUGAUCCUUAUGCUCAACUUGCGGUUAUUUAUAUAUUUUGCCUACAAAGUUCCAAAUACGAAUAUUUAAUUGAUAAAUAUACUAAAUUAAAAGGUGCUUAUACAGAUAUAUCGACAAUAUGUGAACAUUUAAAAAUUGAUUUUAAACAAUGGGAUAAUGAUUUAAAUACAUUCCAAACAACGUCAUUAAUUGAUAUGAAACAAUUAAACUCAGAACAAUUACAAUUUAUUCAACAUCAAUUAUUUAAAGAAUAUUUACUUGAGAUUGAAUAUGAUAAAGAUACUAUUCAUGAUUUAGUUGAAUAUUGUGAAAAUCUUUAUGCUGAAAAUACUGAAGAAUUAGAAUUAAUAAAACAAUUCGAAAGUGAAUAUGAACCAAAUGAUGCAUUACAUUGGUAUACAAAAGAUUGUUUUGCUUAUCAUAUGCUAAAUAGAGCAAUUCGAAUGAAAGAUAUUACAAUUCUUUUUCAAAUGAGCUUUUUUAUUCGUGAUAUUAAUCAACAGUUAGAAGAAGAUUAUUCAACAACGAAGCAAAAAUCAACAUUAACUUUAUUUCGUGGUCAAGGGUAA
Messenger RNA from Rotaria sp. Silwood2, 2226 nucleotides. Lineage: Eukaryota; Metazoa; Rotifera; Eurotatoria; Philodinida; Philodinidae. The record is from the annotation of a GenBank genome assembly.